CGCCGCGCGGCCGGAGAGGGAGCGGCCUCCGUUCGGUGGCCGCUGAGGCGGCGAGAGCCCGGCCGGGACCGGAGCCCCCGGACCCCCCGGACCCCCCGGACCCCCCGGACCUCGUCCUUCUGCCCCCAGCCCCGAUGGGGCCUCCGAGGCGGUGCCCGCCGCCGCUGCUGCUGCUCUGGGGCCUGCUGCUCCCGGCCGCGGUCUCUGCUCAGGAAGGGAUCCUUCAUGCAUUUGAAAGUGGUAUACCGGUGCCUUCUAAGAACUACUGUAUGAUCUUCAAUCCCCAGUGGACAACGUUCCCUGAUUCUCUAGAGAAUGCAACGUCCAUCGCUCUGGAGAACCUGACUGCCACACAGCUGUGCAACUCUUCUGCCGUUCCUCCCGGGAGCAUCAAAGGCAAAGCAGUGGUGGUAAUGAGAGGGAGUUGCCUUUUCCUGGAAAAAGCCAGGAUCGCCCAAAGCAGAGGGGCUAAAGUCCUGCUGAUUGCGAGCAACACUGCAUUAUCUCCUCCCUCAGGUAACAAAACUGAAUUUAGUGAUGUGACGAUACCCAUUGCACUCGUAAGACACAGAGAUGUUGAAAACAUGCAGCAGACUUUUGGAAAUAACAUCUCAGUGAAACUGUACUCACCGCCGUCGCCUGAGUUUGACUACAGUAUGGUGGUCAUCUUUCUAAUUGCUGUACUGACUGUGGCCUUAGGAGGUUAUUGGAGUGGCGUCUCAGAAUUCGAAGACAUGAAGGCCGCGACAAACCCCGAAGAAAGAGAAACGAGGCGAAAGAAGGAAGAAAAUGUGACUUUCACUCCUCUCACAGUGGUGAUAUUCGUGGUCAUCUGUUGUGUGAUGCUGGUCUUACUUUAUUUCUUCUACAAAUGGUUGGUGUACGUGAUCAUAUCCGUUUUCUGCCUGGCAUCCGCCAUGAGCCUGUACAACUGCCUUGCUGCAUUAAUUAGAAAAGUACCGUUUGGACGAUGCAGAAUUCCAUGCUGCAACAAACACCUUGAAGUGAGGCUUAUUAUUCUUGCUGGAAUUUGCAUAGCUCUAGCUGUAGUUUGGGCUGUGUUUCGGAAUGAAAACAGGUGGGCUUGGAUAUUACAAGACAUCUUGGGCAUCGCAUUCUGCCUCAAUUUCAUUAAAACCCUGAAAAUGCCCAACUUUAAGUCAUGCGUGAUUCUGCUAGGCCUUCUCCUCAUCUAUGAUGUGUUUUUCGUUUUCAUAACACCAUUCAUCACAAAGAACGGUGAGAGUAUCAUGGUUGAAGUCGCAGCUGGACCUUUCGGAAACAGCGAAAAGUUACCCGUGGUCAUUAGGGUUCCAAGGCUGAUGUUCUCAGCGCAAACCCUGUGUGUCAUUCCCUUUUCGUUACUGGGUUUUGGAGACAUCAUCGUGCCAGGGUUGUUGGUUGCCUAUUGUCGGAGAUUUGAUGUUCAGACUGGUUCUUCUUCGAUCUACUACGUGUCCUGCACAGUUGCGUACGCCCUGGGCAUGGUGCUGACCUUCGUGGUUCUGGCCCUGAUGAAGAAAGGUCAGCCGGCCCUGCUCUACCUGGUUCCCUGCACUCUCCUCACUGCAUCGUUCGUGGCCUGGAGACGCAAGGAAAUGAAGAAGUUCUGGAAAGGGAGCAACUACCAGAUGAUGGAUCACCUAGACUAUCCAGCCAAUGAAGAAAAUGGCGGGCCACCCAAUGAACAGACCGAAGGACAACGAUAUUAGGUAGCCCCGCAAGAAAGCAUUUCAUUUUUUUUCUACGAACAGACUGAAAAGUUUAAUUUUUUAAUUGAAUUUUUAAUUGAAUUUAAAAGAAUCCUCAAUAAAUUUUUCGUGCUUGCGUAUAUAUUUUUAUGAACGGAGACUGUCAGAAAACAGCGUACGACGAAAAUGUAUUUUGCUUUCCGAUGGCCAAAAUGUCGAGUAAAAUUGUGCCUUCACAGUAAAUAAAAGUAUAUUGUCCAUGAGAUUUUUCCACCUGUGUUGUACACGGUAUAUUUUUAUAUAAGCAUUUCUUGAUCCUGCCACUGUGUAUAAAUAUGUUGUCUGAUUUGGUUCAAGUUGACUCGAAUGCCAGAGACUGCUACUUCUGUCCGGUUCCGGGCUUCCGUGCAGAUUUUAUUACGAAGGAACGAUGGGUUUCCGGCUUAGCCAGCGCUGGUUCGAAAUUGCUGUUAACUGUCAAGGCCCAGGAAGUCACAGCUUCACAGAGGUCCGAAGACGUGAGUGGAGAGGGUGACUGAGUGGAUUCGGGCUUUCCAAGAGGUGGCCAACUCUUGUUGAGAACGGAGGCCAAGUUCAUUCCAUCAACCUGCAUAAAUGACUGUUCACGAUAGCCCUCCAGCGAUGGAGAGGAGCCAGAGAUGUAUUGACGUUCUUGCUCCGGCCCUCCGCAGACCAAAACCCGAGUCUGCCGCUUUUGAUAGCUGGCCGUCUUCCGCUUGUCCGUCACCGUCCAACGGGGGUAAGGGCGAGGUCGGGGAUCUCCCCCGAAGCCCUGGACACUGACCCCGCUGUUUAGCAUCUCUGAGUACGGGGCAAACCACCGUCUCACUCCCCUUUGCCCUCCUCAGAUCGUAGAGAACGGCGCGGUCAACCCAGCCCUCCCCCAGCCUAGCUUUUACUUCUCUAGGAAUCAUUUACAAAAUGUGGAUUAUAAACAAUGAUAAUCUUUUGUUAAGGUCAAAGGGUGUUCACUUUCUCAAAGGUAGAGCUACUAUUUAAUCUCUUUCAGGGGCUCAACCAUUCAGCAUGUGCUCUAAAUGGGGCAUUUUUAUUUUUCAUUUAAUGGUUGGUAUUUGUGUUAUAGAUGACGUACAACUGUACCACAGGGAUUAGCUGUGGGAAACUCACCCCGCAAUUUUGCUCCCUGUGAUUUUUUUUGCUUUUUCGGGUAAUAGCGACCGAGCAACGCUCGGAGAGGUUAACGGCGAACCUUGGCUUUCUGGUCGAGAGUAGGAAAUUGUUGCUGAGACUCCCUGUUUCUUGACAGGCUGGGAUGAUUCAAGGAGUCAAGGAUACAGCAAGGAUUAAAUUGCUUCAAAAACCUCGGCUCUAUUUUGAUUUUAUAAUGUCAACAUCAGGCGUGGGCCAAUCACGGAUUCCUUUGUCAAAACGAAGGCGAUUUUAUCCCAUCGUACUGAUAGCCGGGACGCGAGCGUACUUUACUGUCUUUUCUCUUUCACCUGAAGCGGGACAACCUGUUUUCUUGCCUACCCUCUAUUCCUUCAAGUAAAACGCUGGCUUCUCCUAGGUGGAGUAAUUUUACUGUAGCUUUAUCUCAAAAUGAAACAAGUUUUUUAGGAGUAGAACUGACUACUGUUGGUUUCUAAAUCAUGUCUGAUUACUCAGCUGGCUGCCUUUGAUAGACAAAACCCUUUUCUUGUUGAGUUAUUUAGAAGAUCUUGAAGAACCAACAAGAAAAAAAUGAACAAGUACUCUGAAAAUGACGCCUGCUGAUCCUUAGCUUUUCUUUGUACUAUUAUGAAUCAGUUGUAAUUUAUCCUGUAUUGUUUUCUCCCAAGCGCUUAGUACAGUGCUCUGCGCACCCUAAGUGCUCAAUAAAUCCCAUCGAACGAUUACCAACCCAUAUAGGGAAAAAAAAAGAUCUUGCUGGCCUGAAAGGUAAAACAGGGUAGUUUGGAAAAAUAAAACUUGAAAAGUUAAAGGAUAUUUUCCUUCUAAUUUGAUGAUUAACUUGAAGGAUCUGUAUAAAAUAGUCUAAUGACUAAAACUAGAACAAUCGUAUAUGAACUCAGUUUAGAGGGUUAACUUGAUUGAAAAUCCAGUUCAUAUUUCUCUCUCUCCAUUCCCUCUGCCAAUUACUUCGAGUGGAAACUAGUCGCUUCCCAGACACGCGUUGUGUAAAAGCAAAUAAUAGUAAGUCCUUGAUGGGUGCUUUUCCCAAGAUACAAUCGAAAAUGACUUGGGGCAUGAGAAUUCCUGUAAGAUAGUUCUGACUAUAAAUUGUCACCGAAUUUUCUGUUAGAAAUUCAAAACAAUCGUUGACAGAAUAGAGAUUAAUACUGAAGUUUUGAUCCUUUUCCUCCAAUUUUGCUGAAACCGCUUUGGAGUUUAGCAUUCUCUCCUGGGUAGAGUGUGAGCUGCGGUAUUUUUUUCCUCAAUAUGAAAAAGUUUUAAUUUGGCAUUGGGAUUUAAUCGUCGGGUUUAGUGGAUGUACCUAGAAGCCGGUGAAUUUUAGGUAAACCUUUAGGUAAACCAUCUUUCCUGUUUCUGCCCCAAGGCUGCUGUUCCUGGGAUAUUUCGGCCUCGAGCGAACUGGAAACUGCUCGAAUCCCUAGGCGGGAGGAGGUGGGGGGUUUCCACUGACAUUCGACCGGUGAGAUUUGAGAACUUUCAGAGUUGGACGGCCCAGGCUUCAGUGAGGAAGUGGCUUUUACACUUCCCACGGGUUGCCUGCAGCCCUAGUUACACAAAAUGGAGGAACUUAGCCCCAUUUGGCUUUAGGAGGAAAUUGUGAAGGAAAAUGAGAAGAUGUGGAAACAUGAGCUUUUCAGAAGCAAGGUGGAAUUUCUGCCGCAGGAAUUAUCUGAACUACAUCCCGGAGCCUUUUGUGGUUUGGAUAGCUCUAGUUUCAGAUAAGCGUUUCAAGGCUCCUGUUUGCAUCACUGAACCCGCAGGCCACAGAAAAGGUUCAGAGAUGAAUACUAUUCAGCCCGUACCUUUGGGCAAUAAAGAAAUCCACAACUGACUACAUCCUUCUACACAGGACCACGUCAUUUAUUUUUUUCUAAAUGUAACGGGGGAAUUGGUCUUGAGGACCUAAAGAAUCCGUCUGGAUUUUCCGUAGAGACCAUCUUCAUCUGAACGUCAGCAUUGAGGGAGGAGACUUCCAAGAAAGGGGAGGAGAUGAUGGGAAAAGCAGUAUCCCGCCCCUCGGGGGCCUGGGUCUAAUUCCCACCUGCGCAGUCUUUCCCAGCGCCGCGUACAGUGCGGUGCACGCACUAAGCGCUUAAAUCCUAUGUCCGGUUUUCAGUAUCUAGAAAAACACCACCAUUUGCCCUCUCAGCCGGAUUCGUGGGCGUCCCCUUUGGUAGCUUCCCAAGUCUGUCUACCCUCCUUGCAUAUGAUCAAAUACGUGUUUAAUUAAGUUAUCUUCUGGCCGCUGACUCGGUAGCUCUCUUGCUAGGAGUUGCUUGUGAGAGAACAAUUAUUAGGUGCUCCACAGAAGCUUCCAUUGUAUUGUGCUCUCCCUCACGCUAAUGCAGUGCUCUGUACACAAUGAGCGCUCAAUAAAUACCACCGGUUGUCAUCAAUGGUAUUUAUUGAGCACCUACUGGGUGCAGAGUAACUGACCAGGAGGUAACACUCUUUUUUGUGAAUAUUGUUAAGAGUUCUGGCUGAGUCAUAUUAGAGCGAGCAAAGAUUUGGUAGAAUUUUCUUAGAAUGAGGUAAAUUACUGAAAUGUAAAUUAAUUCAAUAACACUACUAACUUUUUGUGACCUUUUUAUAUAAGCAGUGCUAAUUUUAAAAACUGAAUUUUGAUGCUUUUUUAUUACUGAUAGGUCUUCUCUAGUACAACGGAAUCUACUGUGCUUUGAACUGAUGGUCCCGAUGAGCUGACCAGAACCAGUUUUUCAAAUGUAAAGAUGAAGUGUUGCUAUUUAAUAAAUUUUCUUUUUAAAAGAA
This is a messenger RNA of Ornithorhynchus anatinus (platypus), 5636 nucleotides long. It is a transcript of the gene SPPL2A, whose product is annotated as signal peptide peptidase like 2A. Bases 135 to 1712 code for a protein of 525 amino acids. The record is from RefSeq and is a predicted model, not a curated record. Gene Ontology annotation, biological process: membrane protein proteolysis. The transcript has 15 exons. NCBI's taxonomy places the organism in Eukaryota, Metazoa, Chordata, Mammalia, Monotremata, Ornithorhynchidae. Gene Ontology annotation, molecular function: aspartic endopeptidase activity, intramembrane cleaving. Gene Ontology annotation, cellular component: lysosomal membrane; cytoplasmic side of endoplasmic reticulum membrane; Golgi-associated vesicle membrane.